AUGCGAAAAACCAAACAAUUAGCUUCCUGCUUACCCAACAGCGCAUUGAAUAAGAGAAAAACAUUUCGGAACAGUCCUUUCUCUCACUCACUCCUUCCUCCAUCAUCAGCAACAAACAUUUUCUCUUCUCAACAAUUUGAUCAACAAUUUAAUUCUCACAGCAGUAUUCAUCCCUUCAUCACCGCCAUCAGAAAAUUUUCAACAACAACUUUGAAUUUAAAUCAAUCAAGUGGUGUUUCCUAUUUUCCAUAUGGAGAACCAGAUUUUGCUUCUAUCAGAAGAAACAAACAAUUCUAUGUUGAUAAGACUCAUCUCAUUCCUCUGCUAGAAAAGAGAAAACAAUUAUUCUUUGUUCGGCCUCCUCGAUGGGGAAAGUCAUUGUUAUUGUCAAUGUUACAUUCAUAUUAUGAUAUCAACAGUAAAGAAAAAUUUGAUGUGUUGUUUGGUGGUUUAUGGAUUGGAAACCCGAAGAAUCAGACUCCGUUGAGAAAUGAAUAUCAUGUACUACACCUUGAUUUUUCUAUUGAUGUUGUUGGGUCUCCAGAGAAUAUCAAAGUGGCGUUACAUAAGGUAGUUAACAGUACCAUAGCUGAUUUUGUAAAGCAGUAUGGUUUGAAUGAUGUUGAUAUCGAUCCAACUGAUGCUCUUGUAUCAUUCGACAAUCUUGUUUAUUGCCUCAGAAGAAACAACCUCAAAUUGAUGGUUCUCAUUGAUGAAUAUGACAGAUUUGCGAACAAAUUAAUGUUUGAAAAUCCUGAUAAUUACAAACUCAUUGUUGAAGGAAAACGUGGUGAUCCAGCAUCAUCACCCAUUCGUGCAUUUUUUGAACGACUCAAAAAAGCUUCCGGCGCUGGUUUGAUGGACUUUAGAAGCUUCAUUACUGGUAUCACUCCAAUUGCUCUUGCUGAUGCUUCUGGUUACAAUGUUGCUAGCAAUAUCUCUCAAUUGGAAGAGUUUGGUGAUUUGGUUGGAUUUACUGAGAAUGAUUUGAGAACGGCCUUGAAUAAUAUUGGUAUUGUUGAUGAUCAUCAAGAUAAUGCAAUAAUGGUCAUGAAAAGGUUUUACAAUGGUUAUCAUUUUCCAGGAUCAACUCAACCGCUCUUCAGUCCCACUCUUUCAAUGUAUUGUCUACAAAAGUUAAUGAGCAAGAGCCAAUUCAAAUCUGCUGUUUUUGAAGGUAAAGAUAUUACUCUAGAGGAUAUGAUGGAUGAAAACACAAACAUAAGCGAAAAUGUUUUUUCAACUCUUGCCACAUCUUCUGCUGCCAUACCCAUCAUUCAACAACUCACUUCAACGAAUAUUAUUCAAUUUAAUACUUCUAUUGUUCGUUCUUUCAAACUUCGUGAAAUACUUGAUCCACCAACAAACGAAGAGAACAAAAACCAAAUUUGGGAUAAUACAUUGUCUUUCAUGUAUUAUCAUGGUAUGCUUACAUUUUCAAAAGAUAUUGAACUUAAAAAUUUGACUAUUCCUAAUGAAAUAGCACAACAACAAUACUUUUCUGAACUCAUUAAUAUUACAUCACUAACCCAACAUGACUUUGCAUUACUUUACAAAUAUCCCUCUUUAGACAUUGUAAAAAAGAUACUUGGAAAUAUUAUUGGAGAUAGAUAUAUGCAUUAUAAUAACUAUUUUUCUGGAGGGGCCUUACAACAUGCAAUUUAUUGUGUUUUAGAAGCUUAUUUUAAACGUGGACCUUCUUAUUUCAAAGUUACAACAGAGGAUACAAUCAAUCAAAAUGAAGACACGGAUUUUGAUCAAAGAACUGAUGUAAUAUUGGAGAGUGAUAAGGAUAUCAUAAUAUUUGAGCUUAAGAGAAUUAGACCAAAUGGCUUAAAAUGGGAUGAACAUCAAAUGAAACAUAUUUUAAAAAGACGAACUAAAUCCAAAUCAAAGAUAACAAUAAAGUGGUAUACGAGAACCAUGAGGGAUGUACUGAGUGGAAGAUGGAAAAUUGCUAGAACUGUUCAAAGAAUCAAUGAAGGACUCUCUGAAUUACUUGAAAAUGAAUUGAUCAAUCUACCAUUAAACGAAGCAUUCCUCUUUGAAGAAAAGCCAAAAGGUGGUGAAGUCAAGACAGUUCGCUAUGUUGUUGAAAAGGCGACAAGACAACUGACUGAUUAUGUUAAAUUAUUGAAAGAAACAAAGAAAUACUCAAAACCGAUCCAUGCCUUUGUGGUUGUGCAAGUUGGUACUCCCAUUAUUGUGAGAAAGAUUGAUGUUUCUACAUUGUAA
Molecule: messenger RNA, 2235 nt
Organism: Naegleria lovaniensis
Lineage: Eukaryota; Heterolobosea; Eutetramitea; Acrasida; Naegleriidae
Exons: 1
Coding region: 1-2235 (744 amino acids)
Source: RefSeq, a predicted model, not a curated record